AUGACUGCGAUAGCAGACGUUCUACGGUGCUAAGUGCAGUUGCACUUGUGUUAUUGACGUCGGAGUGCUUCGAAGCGACUAAUCCCCCAUAAUACUAAUCCACAAAUUUUUAAUUCUGUUCAACCAAUUGCCCUCGAGAAUUUCCGGGCGCCAAUAAAAUAUUUAAAAUGUCGUCUCCAACCCAAGUGCUGAAAAGCAUCGGUCCGAAGCUCGUGCCGUUCUUCAAAAGUGUCUGCGUGUAUUUCGUGCUUUUGGCAGAACAACCGUCGUUACUCACAGUGUGUUUCAAAUGUUUGCCAAUAAUCAGUCUUAUCAUAUUUGUACUCCUACACGGAAUGAAUUUAUCGGAAGAGUACACUUACUCGAGAAGGAUAUUAACAGGUCUUGUAUUCAGCUGUCUGGGUGAUGCCUUUAUCGUGUGGCCGCAUUUCUUUUUACUCGGAAUGGGAAUGUUCGCUAUUGCCCAGAUCAUGUACAUCACGGCAUUUGGUUUCAAGCCGCUGAACCCAUCCCUGGGGAUUUUCAUUUUCUCCCUCUCACUACUGGUUCUCUACACGCUGAUGCCGGGACUGAGUGGGGUGCUGACAAUAGGGGUACCGAUAUACACGUUUCUACUCGUAACUAUGUCAUGGCGAGCUGUGUCCAGAGUGCUGUUCUUCAAAGAACCCUGGACAUGGACGAAGCUCUGCAGCUGCAUCGGCAGUAUAUUUUUCGUUGUAUCGGACACACUUCUGGGUCUUCACCACUGGUACCACCCGAUGCCGUACGCAACGGUGUCAAUAAUGCUGACCUACUACGCGGCGCAGCUUGGAAUAGCCCUCAGUGCUGUCGACUCGAGGGAAAAUGCCAAAUCAGCUGGUAAACAGCGAUAAUUAUUCAAUUCUAAUGACCUGAGAGUUGCGAGAAACGUCUCUUGUAUUGUUCUCUUCUGUAUUAGAAAAUUCCUGAGGGAAAAAAAUUAUUUGUUGACACUGCCACUAUCUCUAGGCAGAAACUGCACUGAAGGGUAUAAUUGGUACCGAGUUAGGGGGCAAUCAAACUGGCAAUGAUCUCUGACGUCGAGAGGCCUUUUCAUUGUUGUUGACGUGAAAAACUAAUGGGUUGGCUAACGUUUGAGUUAGUUUGAUUUUAAAUAGGACAAGGGAUUCUCCAUUCUCUCCUUUUUCGUCAUUCACUGGUGAAUUUUUUGGCAAUUCAAGUCUUUGCUGCAUUUGCAUUAUGAGUUUUGUGAAUUUUUAUGCUUUUUAUGAUCUAAUCGUUUGGGAAUUUGUUAUGCGUUUUGGAGACUUGAUAAUAUUUAUUAUUUCCUGGAGAGGUUUCAAUUGCAACUUCGGAAAUCAUUGGAUUGGAGAACGUGAUCUCAAGUGUCUUAGUUUGGUAUGUUGUGUCAUCCAUUUUCGCAAUUUUGAAUAAUUUCUGCAGUUGAAAACUUGAAGAAUUGAAAUUAUAGGAACAAUUUAACAAGACUCGUUCGAGAACACGUUCACGUGAGACCCUCGAGACAUUAGAUUCAGAUGACGAAUGUCACAUCUGGUUAUCGUCUGGAUCGGACACGGUAAUGGCCCAGUGAUUGACAGAAUAACUGGGUAGAUACAAAAAUAAAAGAAUUAUGCAGACUUGCGGGUGCAUCACGAGAUGAAACCUGACCGGAAAAUCAGUGCAAAAGGAAACCGAGACCUGUUUAUGUAAUAAUUCAGUAUUUUUCCUGUUUUUCAUUGAGUUUUGAUUUUUUUUUGUUCAACUUUUCGCAAAGAAAAAUCUCCAUCGAAAUUGGGCACUGACAACGUUAAUUCCACGUUUGUGAUGUUUAAUCUCAUGUAAUAUAAAGUAAAAAUUCAUUGUAUGGUUAGAGAAAAAAAUGUACCACAAACACGCGACCUUCGGUACCUUUAAAUCCAGAUGAGAAUCUAUUAUUAGUAAUGAGAGGCGGAGGGAUGGCGUGACGCUGUGAACGAUGUAGAUUUGGUUUGAGUGUUAGUUGAAGCCGGCUAUUUAGUCUAUUAUUCAAGGGCUUCACUCUUAAUCUCCAUGAAAUUCAGGAAGGAAAUUGUUAGUCGCAAAUUCAGGGUCUGUAAUUCAUCCACGAUGAUUGAUUAAUUCCUCUUUCAUGGAGAUGUGGAGGUGAUUCGAGUGGAAAUGAUAUUGAACUGAUAAUACGAGUAAAUAAUAACAUUUUUUGCAAUAGACUGAUGGACACACUGGAGAGUAAUAACUUCAAUUAGAUGCAGAGAAUGUAAAUAGAUUAUUUUUAAAUAUACUUUCUGAUCCUGAAAGUGGCAUAAUGUUGAAUUAAAUGUUCAAAAUGUAGAGAAAAGUAUAUUUAUUCAACUGUACAUUACUUCUAGUUCUCUAUGAGCUCCUGCAACUCGUUGAGUUGUUGAAAAAUGUAUUAUCAUUCUCUGUUGACUGAAAAAACUCCAAUUGUAAGGCUCAAUUUUUAAUUCUUCGAUAGACAAGGGUGUGCACGUAGUGGAAAGAAAUAGAGAAAUAUUUUGUCGUUGUGUAGACCCACAGGGACCGGUAACAUUCAAUGUUCAAGUUUAAAUAAAUAUAUGGAUAAAUAUUAUAAGCAA
Molecule: messenger RNA, 2573 nt
Organism: Diachasmimorpha longicaudata
Lineage: Eukaryota; Metazoa; Arthropoda; Insecta; Hymenoptera; Braconidae
Product: lysoplasmalogenase TMEM86A
Exons: 6
Coding region: 168-872 (234 amino acids)
Cellular component (GO): membrane
Molecular function (GO): hydrolase activity
Source: RefSeq, a predicted model, not a curated record